Molecule: messenger RNA, 3701 nt
Organism: Linum tenue
Lineage: Eukaryota; Viridiplantae; Streptophyta; Magnoliopsida; Malpighiales; Linaceae
Source: the annotation of a GenBank genome assembly
UUUCAGUUCACGACAGUCAACUCCCUUUCCAAAGGUAGAAAACAAAAACACAAAAAUCGAGAGAGCAGCAGAGUGACCGAACCUGAAAUUUGCCCCACAAAGAAAGAAAAAGCGGAUCUAUCGAACUUCGAGCACUCUCCCCUUUCUCCUAUUAUUUCGCCCCCCGUCCUUUAUUACCUUUUCCCGGCUAACUGGAAAUCCGUUUGAUCGAUUUGAGAGCUUCAAGAAACGAAAUUCCCCCAACUGAAACUCUCCCUCCAUUUUCCCCCUGUAGCAGCUCUUCCCAAUCUCCCAAAUUCCACCACUCUCACAUGCCGAAGAGCAGCGAUGAUGGUUCACCUACUGCUACCGCCGCUUCCUCGAUCCACAGCUCCAAGAAGGCAGAGGAGCUCCCGCCGGUCCUCAAGAAAUCCAAGACUUCAAUCUCCGACGACACUCAUUUCCCCGGUCCACUCUUCCCCGCCGUUCGCCGCUCUUCUUCCACCACUAAUUCUUCUUCUGCUGCUGCUGCUGCUGCUUUCUCUCAUCAGCUCCGGCCUCAGCUCGCGGAUCUCCGCGUCUCCGUCGGCAGUAGCAACUCCGAUUCGCCUUCCACUUCUUCAGCUGCUUUCAGUAGCUUCGGUAGCAGUAGCGGGAAUGGUCCGGGAAGCUUCGGUAGCAGUAGCGCUUUUGCGGAUCGGGAUUGGAUGUACCCGUCGUUUCUCGGCCCGCACGUGACUCGGAAUCGCGUCACGGUGAAAGGCCGGCGGGGCGGCGGCGUCAGCGGCGGCGGCGGGGUGCAGGGGAGUAAAGUGGCGGAGGUGGAUCAACAAGUAAUUGCUGCUCGUUCCGGUAGUAGCAGUAGUAGUAGUGGAUUGCGGGAGGGCAGAGGAGAGAGUAACAGUAAACUGAAGGUAGAAAGUAAAAAGAACGCCGCGGCGGCGAGUCGAGUUUUGGUGGCUCAGCCGAGUUCAGCGACUCUGCCUGAAAUGCGGAGGACUCGUGUUUCGAAGCAGCAUCCGUUCAGCUAUUACUUGCUCCUGUUCACUUGUACAUUGUCAAUGUCUUACUCAAUUCACCUGCGGAAUGAACUCGGGAGGAUAGAGGCAGAGAAUUUUAACCUCCGGAAAGGGUGUAGGGACAAAGGUGGUGUAGGUAAUGGCGGCGUCGAAGUUUUGCAGCAGGCUGAAGAUAGCUUGUUUAGUUUCGGAAGUGCUGACAGUAGAACUCUUGCUUUGUACAUUGUGAUAGUCACUCUUCUUAUGCCAUUUGCUUUCUACAAAUACAUCGAUCAUCUUCCACAGAUAAAGACACUGUCUAAAAGAAUGGAGAAUAGUAACAAGGAAGGGGUUCCUUUGAAAAAAAGAAUUGCUUACAGGGUGGAUGUUUGUUUCUCUAUUUAUCCCUAUGCAAAGCUGCUUGCUCUCCUAUUUGCAACCAUCUUUCUCAUAGGUUUUGGUGGGUUGGCAUUGUACGCGGUCAGUGAUGGUAGCUUGACCGAAGCUCUUUGGCUAUCAUGGACGUUUGUGGCUGACUCGGGGAAUCAUGCUGAUAGGACUGGUACUGGGCCAAGGAUUGUUUCUGUCUCUAUAAGCUCUGGGGGCAUGCUGAUCUUUGCCAUGAUGCUUGGACUUGUCUCGGAUGCUAUCUCAGAAAAGGUGGAUUCUCUUAGGAAAGGGAAAAGUGAAGUCAUCGAAAGAGAUCAUAUAUUAGUUCUUGGAUGGAGUGACAAGUUGGGUUCACUUCUGAAGCAACUGGCCAUUGCAAACAAGAGCGUUGGGGGAGGUGUUGUAGUUGUGUUAGCUGAAAGGGACAAGGAAGAAAUGGAGAUGGAUAUAGCUAAACUGGAAUUUGACUUCAUGGGCACAUCAGUUAUAUGUAGAAGCGGCAGUCCUCUUAUCCUGGCUGACUUGAAGAAAGUUUCAGUGUCAAAGGCCCGGGCAAUAAUUGUAUUAGCAUCGGAUGAAAAUGCAGAUCAGAGUGAUGCACGUGCAUUGAGGGUUGUGCUCAGCUUGACAGGAGUUAGGGAGGGUUUGAGGGGCCAUGUUGUUGUAGAGAUGAGUGACCUUGACAAUGAACCACUAGUGAAGCUUGUUGGAGGGGACCUGAUAGAAACAGUUGUUGCUCACGAUGUCAUUGGCCGCUUGAUGAUCCAGUGUGCUUUGCAACCUGGUCUUGCACAGAUUUGGGAAGAUAUUUUAGGGUUUGAGAAUGCAGAAUUUUAUAUCAAACGGUGGCCCCAGCUUGAUGGUAUGUCCUUCGAGGACGUCCUUAUUUCAUUCCCUGAUGCAAUUCCUUGUGGAGUUAAGGUUGCUGCCGAAGGUGGGAAGAUAAACAUAAAUCCAGAUGAUAACUAUGUGUUGCGAGAAGGAGAUGAAAUCCUAGUCAUCGCUGAGGAUGAUGACACGUAUGCUCCAGGUCCUCUUCCAGAGUUUCCUUGAUCCAGGUACGUAGAGGGUCCUUCCCAAAGAUACCUGACCCUCCAAAAUAUCCAGAAAAGAUACUGUUCUGCGGUUGGCGCCGUGACAUUGAUGAUAUGAUUAUGGUUCUAGAGGCAUUCCUGGCUCCAGGUUCAGAACUGUGGAUGUUCAACGAGGUCCAUGAAAAGGAAAGAGAAAAGAAGCUGAUUGAUGGUGGACUGGACAUUUCUGGACUAGAGAACAUCAAACUUGUCCACCGUGAAGGGAAUGCUGUCAUUAGGAGGCAUCUGGAGAGUCUUCCACUGGAGACUUUUGAUUCUAUAUUAAUUCUUGCAGAUGAGUCAUUGGAGGACUCGAUCGUUCAGUCUGAUUCAAGAUCUCUUGCUACCCUUCUCCUAAUCCGAGAUAUACAGUCGAAACGUCUUCCAUAUAAAGACAGAAAGUCAACAUCGUUCCGGCUUUCUGGGUUCUCUCACAGCUCUUGGAUUCGGGAAAUGCAGCAAGCUUCCGACAAGUCCAUCAUCAUAAGCGAAAUCCUGGAUUCCAGGACUAGAAACUUGGUGUCGGUUUCCAGAAUCAGCGACUACGUGCUGUCGAAUGAGCUUGUCAGCAUGGCUCUGGCAAUGGUAGCUGAAGACAAGCAAAUCAACCGUGUUCUGGAAGAACUGUUCGCCGAGGAGGGGAAUGAGAUGUGCAUAAAGCCGGCAGAGUUCUACCUGUACGACCAGGAGGAGGUCUGCUUCUACGAGAUCAUGGUCAGGGGCCGGCAGAGGAACGAGAUAGUGAUCGGGUAUCGGCUGGCUCAGGCUGAGCGCGCCAUAAUGAACCCUCAGGGGAAGUCAGAGCCAAGGAAGUGGUCCGUCGAUGAUGUCUUUGUUGUCAUCUCCCUGGGUGAAUGAACCAACAAUGCUGGGAUCCAAGCAUUAGCAUUAGCAGAGGUGAUGAUGACGAAGAAGAUGGUGGUUGCAGCACGACGCCUUCGUGCCUUGUGCUCCACGUUAUAGAAGUAGAUUCCGACGGAUCGACGUGAAAUCAACCUCCUCCUCAUGAUGCCUCUCUUUAACUUCUCAGCUAACGGGUUAACAUUCCAGAUUUCCAGUCAGCUCACUCACAUCUUAGCUGUAUGUCUUUGUUGUCAUCUCCCUGUUCUAACACUAGCAAAAGAGGGAGUCUGUAAGUUAAAGUCUAGACUUUUUAAUGCCAAGUAUGUAAGUACCAGGUACAAACAAGUGUUCAUCAGUCACAUUUAUGAUUCAAUCAUUCUCUAAUCAGAAUAUAAAUCAAUAUAUAUCCAGAAAUCAU